Molecule: messenger RNA, 3831 nt
Organism: Taeniopygia guttata (zebra finch)
Lineage: Eukaryota; Metazoa; Chordata; Aves; Passeriformes; Estrildidae
Source: RefSeq, a predicted model, not a curated record
CGGGGCGGCGGCGGCGGAGCGGGAGCGCACCGGGAGCGCACCGGGAGCGCACCGGGAGCGAUGGAGCGGCGCGGCGCGCCCGGCCUGGCGGUUCUGGGCGCUUUGGGCCGGCGGCUGCUCUGGGCUCUGCCCGCUUACGCCGCGGGGCUGCUGGGGCUGGGCGCGGGCGCCGUGGUGCUCGCCCUGGCGCUCUACGCGGGCUGGCGGCGGCGGCGGCGCUCCCGGGAGCGCGGGAUGCGCGCGGCCGAGCGGCUGCAGCGCGACGAAGAAGCGGCCGUGCGCGCCGCCGCCGCCGCCGCCGGGCUGGGCGCGGCCCGCGGGGAGCUGCCGGCCUGGGUCACCUUCCCGGACGUGGAACGGGCGGAAUGGCUCAACAAGGCUCUGGCCCAGGCGUGGCCGUUCGUGGGGCAGUUCGUGGGGAAGGUGCUGCAGGACCGGGUGGCUCCGGCCGUGCGCGGCUCCAGCGCCCACCUGCAGAGCUUCGCCUUCACCCGCGUGGACCUGGGGCAGAAGCCCCUCCGCAUUUUGGGGGUCCGAGCCCACCCCGGCACCCACAACAAGCAAAUCCUGCUGGACCUCAACAUCAGUUACGUGGGUGAUGUGCAGAUCGACGUGGAGGUGAAGAAGUUUUUCUGCAAGGCGGGGGUGAAGGGGGUGCAGCUUCACGGGGUGUUGAGGAUCAUCCUGGAGCCGCUUCUGGGGGAGGCGCCGAUCGUGGGGGCGCUCAGCGUCUUCUUCAUCCGCCGGCCGACCCUGGACAUCAACUGGACGGGGCUGACCAACCUGCUGGACAUCCCUGGCCUCAGUUCUCUGUCGGACUCGCUGAUCAUGGAGAGCAUCGCCUCCUGCCUGGUGCUGCCCAACCGGCUGCUGCUGCCGCUGCUGCCCGACCUGCCCGGGGCGGCGCGGCUGCGCUGGCCCCUGCCCCGGGGCGUGGUGCGGGUGGCCCUGGUGGCCGCGCGGGCGCUGCCCAGCAAGGACCGGUUCCUGGGGGGGCUGGUGGCCGGACACUCCGACCCCUACGGCGUCCUGCGCGUGGGGACACAGACGGCCACCAGCCGCGUCAUCGGGGACUGCGGGGACCCGCGGUGGGACGAGGUGUACGAGUUCAUGGUGCACGAGGUGCCGGGCCAGGAGCUGGAGGUGGAACUGUUCGACAAAGACCCCGACAAGGACGAUCUCCUGGGCAGGAUGAAGCUGGACCUCGGGGAGGUGCUGAAGGCGCGGGCGAUGGACGAGUGGUUCCCGCUGCAGGAGGGGGGGCAGGGCCGGCUCCACCUGCGCCUGGAGUGGCUCUCGCUGCUCCCCGACGCCUCCAAGCUGGAUCAGGUUUUGGAAAUGAACCGAAAAAUCGCGGCCAACCCCGACCCCCCCUCCUCGGCCAUCCUGGUGGUGUACCUGGACAGGGCUGAGGGGCUGCCCGUGAGGAAAACAGGCAAAGAGCCCAACCCCGUGGUUCAGGUGUCGGUGCAGGACGUGACCAGGGAGAGCAAGGUGGUCUGCAACACCUCGGCCCCCGUUUGGGAAGACGCUUUUCGGUUCUUCCUGCACGACCCCCGCAACCAGGAGGUGGAUUUCCAGGUGAAGGACGACCCCCGGCAGACCCCCCUGGGGUCGCUGUCGCUGCCGCUGUCGCGACUUCUGUCGGCGCCGGGGAUGGCCCUGGACGGGCCCUUCCCGCUGCGGGGCGCGGGGCCGGGGGCGCGGCUGCACCUCCAGCUGGAGCUGCGGGUGUUGUUCCCGGAGCCCCCCGAGGUCCCCCCGGGACAAGCGGAGCCCCCCAAAAGUGACCCCGAGGGACCCCCCCCCACCCCGCGCAGACCGAGCCGGGCCGGGCCCGACCCUCGGAUGGGCAGCGAGCGGGUGCUGCGGGUGCGGCUGCUGGCGGCGGAGGCUCUGGCGGCGAAGGACCGGCGGUUGGCGGGGCUGGUCCGGGGCCGCUCCGACCCCUACGCCGCCGUCCGGGCCGGGGGGCGCCGGUUCCGCAGCCGGACCCGGUACCGGGAGCUGAACCCGCGCUGGGACGAGUGCUACGAGGUGAUCGUGGAUGACGUCCCCGGGCAGGACGUGGAGUUCGAGAUCUUCGACGAGGACAUCGAUAAGGACGAUUUCCUGGGCCGGUGCAAGGUGCCCCUGAGCAGAGUCCUGAGCAGCCGCGUGGUGGAUGAGUGGCUGCCGCUGCAGGACGCCCCCUCGGGACGGCUCCACGUGCGCCUGGAGAGCCUCGAGCCGCGGGACAGCGCCGCGAUGCUGCAGCGGGUGCUGCACUCCAACCGGCUGCAGCAGCCCGAGCACGGCCCGCGGCUCUCGGCUGCGCUGCUCCGCGUCUUCCUGGCCCGGGCGGCCGAGCUGCCGCUCCUUAGGGGUUCCCGCCCCCCCGCCGCCCUCGUCAGUCUGACCGUGCGCGACGUGUCCUUCCGCACGCGGACCUGCGCCCCCUCCCCCGAGCCGGUGUGGGAUGAAGGUUUCUCCUUCCUCAUCCUCAACCCGCACGAGGAAACGCUGGAGCUGCAGGUGCAGGACGAGGCCGGCCCCGCUCUCGGCGCGCUCCUCCUGCCGCUGGCGCCGCUCCUGGCCCGGGCCGGGCUCGGCUCGGACGGGUGGGAGCCCCUGAGCGGGGGGGGGCGGCUGCUGCUGCGGGCACAGCUCGGGGUGCUGGUGCCGCAGGAGUUGGAGCAGAGGGCGGCGGGGGAGGAGGAGGAAGGUGAGGAUGAGGAUGAGGAUGAUGAAGGUGACGGUGAAGAUGAAGGUCGAGCACCGGGGGGGCUCCGCCGCCGCCGCCCCCCCGCGGACAGCCCCCCCGAGCCCACCGCGGGUCCCCGGCUGCGCCUCUCGCUGUGGCACCACCGGGAGCAGCGCAAACUCGUGGCCAUCGUGCACGGCUGCAGAGAGCUGCGGGCGCCCCCCAAGGAGCUGCCGGACCCGUACGUGUCGCUGCUGCUGCUGCCCGAGCGCAGCAAGAGGAGAACGGGGGUGCAGAAACGGACCCUGAACCCCGACUUUGAUGAGAGGUUCGAGUGGGAGCUGCCCACGGAGGAGGCGGCGCAGCGCAGGUUGGAGGUGACGGUGAAAUCCACUCUGUCCUUCGUCACGCGUGAAAAGGAGGCGCUGGGCAAGUUGCAGUUGGAUUUGGCGCGGGUGGAUCUGAGCGAGGGGGAACCGCGGUGGUACGAGCUGCAGGACGAGCGGAGCCUCCCCUAAAUUUGGGGGUCCCCCCCCCAAUUCCCACGGGGGUCCCGGGACCCCCCCCAAAAAAACCAAAGCCGGGCCGGGCCCCCCCCGCGCCCCCCCAAACUGUGCCGGACCGCGUGCCUUGAGACCCCCUCCCCAAAACCGGGGGGAGACCCCCCAAAAACCCCCCCAAAACCGGGGGGAACCCCCCCAAACCGGGGGUCGCUUGUUCGAGCUGCUGCUGCCACCGCCGGGAUGUCCCCGAGAUGUCCCCAAAAGGUGCCACCACCGGGAUCUCCCCAAAAUGUCACCGGGACAUCCCCGGAUGUCACCGGGAUGUCACCGCCACGCCGCUGCCGUGAUGCCACCGCCGUGCCACCCCCGGGAUGUCCCCGAGAUGUCCCCGGGCUGUCCCCGGGUGUCACCGGGAUGUCCCCGAGUGUCACCGGGUGUCCCCGAGUGUCCCCGGGUGUCCCCGGGCUGUCCCCGAGUGUCCCCGAGUGCCACCGGGAUGUCCCCAAGAUGUCCCCGAGUGUCACCGGGAUGUCCCCGAGUGUCACCGGGAUGUCCCCGGGCUGUCCCCGCCGUGCCGCCCCCGCCCCGCUGCCACCCCCGGGCUGUCCCCGUCCCCCCGCGCGAAUAAAACACGGAGGACACGGC